ACGCUGUAUCUCUGUCCGACAGGGUUCAGAGGUGCCACAAAUCCAGAUGAAAGGAGGAUUGUUCUAGUCGGGAAGACUGGAGUAGGGAAGAGCGCUGCGGGAAACACCCUCCUGGGGAGAGAAGCUUUCGAAUCAGAACUGUCUCCGUCUUCCCUGACGUCUGAAUGCCAGAAAGCCAAGGGGAGCGUUGGAGAUCGAAAGGUCGCUGUCAUCGACACUCCGGGGCUGUUUGACACUAAUUUCACCCAAGAAGAAGUGUUGAAGAGGAUCAAGAUGUGCAUCUCUCUGUCUGCUCCUGGUCCUCACGCCUUCCUGAUAGUUCUGCAGCUGACCAGAUUCACCAAGGAGGAGAACGAAACUGUGAAGAUGAUUCAGACCACUUUUGGUGAGGAGGCAGCUAAAUACACAAUAGUGUUGUUCACACACGGAGACCAGCUGAAGACGCAAACCAUUGAGGAUUAUAUUUCAGCGAGUGCUGACCUGAAAGCCUUCCUUCGGCAGUGCUAUAAUCGAUACCACGUCUUUAAUAACGAAGUCAAAGACCCUGUACAAACCAGUCAGCUCCUGGACAAAAUUGACAAGAUGAUUAUGGCUAACGGUGGAAGCUACUACACCAACGAAAUGUUCAUGAGAGCAGAGGAAGCCAUAGAAAAGGAGAAAAAGCGACUCCUGAAGGAGUUGGAAGCACAGAAGCAGAGAGAGCUGGAUAAACUGAGAGCCAAAUAUUUAGAGCAGGAUUUGAGAAGGGAGGAGUCACGGCUGCAGAGGAGAUAUGAGAAUGAAGCAAGAGCUCAAGCUGAAAGAUCUAAUGAGUUUGUCGCCGCUCCGGUAAUAGCUAUAGCAACAGCCUGUGGUGCUGCUGUCGGAGGUCUGAUCGGAGUUGCAGGAGGUCCAAUCGGCAUGGUAGUUGGAGUCGCAGCUGGAGCCGCUGUUGGAGCUGCCGUGGGUGCUUUAUCACUGAGAGUCUCAGAGCAUUGCCAUGUGCAAUAAGGACAGUACAACUUACAGAUAAAUGUUUAUAUUUAAUUGAUUUCUUGAAAAAAUAUAGUCCUCUACUCUAGUGUACCAUUGCUUCUUAGUAAACUCUUUGCAUAAAUAAUUUGCAUUAAAGAUGAUUAAUAAUCACUUUUUGUCAAUAAUUGAAAUAUUUUGUACCUGAAAUAGAGCUAAUCGACUUGUAUUACUAUGCAUCAUUAACAGUGUCUUGACUGUAUAAUAUUUGUAUAACAUAAUAAAAAUCAUUGAUGUACUUUUCA
Micropterus salmoides (largemouth bass) is the source of this 1256-nucleotide messenger RNA. Its product is annotated as GTPase IMAP family member 9-like. The record is from RefSeq and is a predicted model, not a curated record. The annotation marks the transcript as partial. NCBI's taxonomy places the organism in Eukaryota, Metazoa, Chordata, Actinopteri, Centrarchiformes, Centrarchidae. The transcript has a single exon. Gene Ontology annotation, molecular function: GTP binding.